AUGAGCGGUCCUAAAAUCACCUUCUAUUUUGACAUCGGUAGCCCCUUCAGCUGCAUUGCAUUCCAUGUCUUGAGGAACUCUCCCGUUUUCUCGGCCUGUGAAAUUGAAUUUGUUCCCAUUCUUUUGAGAGACUUGAUGCAAGUCUGCCAGAACACCCCUCCUAUUGCGGUUAAGAACAAAUUCCAAUGGAUUAAUCGAGAACGGAUCUACUGGGCUCGCCGUUUCGACGUUCCCAUGUCUGAAGCUAUCCCAAAGGGAUUUCCUGCAUCUACUACUGAAGUCCAACUUGCUCUAUGCGCCGUCGCUACCAAAGUGCCAGAAAAGCUAGUGUCCGUCGCGGAGAAAUUAUUUCGUGGAUUCUGGGGAAAUGGAGACUCCGCUGUGCUAACCUCUGAUGGCUUUUUGCCUAUUUUGGAGGAAGAGCUUGGCGCAGAUAGUGCACGGGACAUUAUUGAACAGUCAAAGAAUGACGAGGUAGAAUCUACCUUGCAUGAGAGCACUCAAAGAGCGUUCACUUUGGGUGCUUUUGGCUUGCCAUGGUUUGACUGCACGAACUCACAAGGUGAUCAAGAAGGAUUUUGGGGAAUUGAUCACUUGGGUCGCGUGGUGGACUUUUUGCAACUCGAUGCCAGCAUGGACAAGUCUUUCCGGGUGUUACUAUGA
Molecule: messenger RNA, 663 nt
Organism: Penicillium canescens
Lineage: Eukaryota; Fungi; Ascomycota; Eurotiomycetes; Eurotiales; Aspergillaceae
Product: putative 2-hydroxychromene-2-carboxylate isomerase
Exons: 4
Coding region: 1-663 (220 amino acids)
Biological process (GO): glutathione metabolic process
Cellular component (GO): peroxisome; mitochondrion
Molecular function (GO): glutathione transferase activity; glutathione peroxidase activity
Source: RefSeq, a predicted model, not a curated record